Molecule: messenger RNA, 3070 nt
Organism: Aaosphaeria arxii CBS 175.79
Lineage: Eukaryota; Fungi; Ascomycota; Dothideomycetes; Pleosporales
Product: BRO1-domain-containing protein
Exons: 4
Coding region: 467-2941 (824 amino acids)
Cellular component (GO): endosome
Molecular function (GO): protein binding
Source: RefSeq, a predicted model, not a curated record
ACUCCGUACUGUGUAAUUGAACUUAUUAAUAUAGUCAUGCCUUUUAUCUUUGGUGGAGUAUCAUCAAUAUUGUGGCACGGCUGGAGGGACGAGCAUUCAUACUGUGUAUAGGAAGAGUACAACUUGAUCAGAAAUCCACGGCAGUAUCUGGUAAGGAGAUAAUAUAAAUGCAGUCAUGGCUGAGAGCAAAACCAAUAAACCGGUCCAUGAUGCUCCACCAGAUAUUAUUGCAACCGUCAACAGCAAAUGCCUGUGAUGAAGUACAUACCUAUGUAUAGGUAUCAAGGUAUACAUAGGUAGGUACCCAGAAGAGACCGAGACUAAAGCAUCCCUGUCCCAGUCCUCCAAUCCCUGCAACAACGUCACCGCGAACUUUCAAACCUGAUGCCCCGCGCCUCAUACACACAAAAACAUCAACAUCAACCGCAACACACACUAAUAUCACUUGCCUUGUAUAUAUAUAGUCAUGGCCUCAAAUAUUCUCUUCCUCCCCUUUCGGCGGUCCCAUGGCGUAUCCCUUUCCGAAGCAAUCAAGCAGUACAUAUCCUCCAAAUAUGACCAACACCCAGACAUGUUCACCAAGGACCUGGAGACGAUCGAGAAGCUUCGUUCGACGGCCAUUCACGCCCAGGAUCCCCACCCAAGCAACAUCCCGAAGCUACAAGCGUACGCAGCCCAGCUCGUCUGGAUCAGCGGCAAGUUCCCCAUCGACAUCGGCGUCGAGUUCCCCUGGUACCCGGCCAUUGGAUACAAUACGAGCAGACCUGUGGCAAGGAAUAAUGUAAGAUUUGAGUUGGCGAAUAUUCUGUUCAACCUUGCUGCUAUGUAUUCGCAGCUUGCGAUGUCAUCGAAUCGCGGCACCUCGGACGGGUUGAAGGUCGCGGCGAACAAUUUCUGCCUCGCGGCUGGUGUCCUGAAACAUCUUCGCGAUAACGUACUACCGGAAUUGAGGACCUCGCCGCCUGAGGACAUGGAUACUUCGACUUUGGACAGCUUGGAGAAGUUGAUGCUGGCACAGGGGCAAGAAUGCUUUUGGCAGAAGGCUGUGAAAGAUGGGAUGAAGGAUGUUACAAUCGCGCGACUCGCCGCCCGAGUGUCGGAUCUUUACAAUGAGGCUAGUGAGGCUGGGAUAAAAUCAGACGCAAUCAGCAGCGAAUGGAUACACCAUAUGACGGCCAAGCACCACCACUUUGCGGCUGCGGCGCAGUACAGGGCGGCUUGUGAUUGCUUGGAGAAGCGCAAGUACGGAGAGGAGGUGGCAAGAUUAAGGGACAGCAUCACAUGCGUCAACGAAGCAUUGAAAGAGCAACGGUACAUCAACAAAGUGGUGCUGGCUGAUCUGAAUGGACUGAAGAACAAGGUCACCGAAGAUCUGAAGCGUGCCGAGAAGGAUAAUGACAUGAUAUAUCUGCUACCAGUACCACCCAAACCGGAGUUGAAGAUACUAGAUCGAGCGAACAUGGUGGUCUCGAGAGUACCAAAAGAGGUGGCAGAUUCGAACGCGUUGCUAGGCGAGAAUAGUGAGCUUGGGGCUCCUCUGUUUUCGAAGCUUGUGCCCUAUUCCGUCCAUCUUGCUGCCAGCAUCUACGUGGACCGACGCGAUCGCCUGGUCAAUAAUACCAUCAUUGAUGAACUCGAAGCUCUAACGACUCAGAUACAUGAGGUUCUCACGAGUUUGAAUCUUCCAGGAUCAUUACAGGCUCUUGAAAAACCCCUUGGUCUACCACCAGGUCUGGUUGCUCAUGCCGACGAGAUACGGCAACAGGAUGGGCUGAACCGCUUGCAGCGCUCUAUGGAAGACACGAAGAAACUGAAACACAGUGAUCAGGCGAUCUACCAAGAGGGUGUUGGUAUCUUGAAAUCCGAAGCAGCCGAGGAUGAGGCAGCAAGGAGAAAGUAUGGAACAGACCGUUGGAAACGUGCAUCUGCGGAACAGGCGGCACCAAAGCUCUAUGCCCAGAUCAAUGAAAUCGACGGCUACUUCAAAGCAGCUGCGAACAGUGACAACAUAGUCAAGACGAAGCUCAAGGAGAACGAGCGACACAUUCAACUACUGAAUGGGCCUGACCACGACCUUGAAAACUUCGUGCCGAGCGGGAGGCGGCCAGCAAUCACCGGAGUCGUGGAGCGGGAAGCCGGCAAGUUGAGAGGCUGCUUCAAUGAAGUGAGCAGGUUGGAGAGCAGGAGGAGACGGAAGAUUGAGGCCCUUCGCACGAAGGCGAGGCAGGAUGACAUAAAUCCUGAUCUGCUCCGCGAGACCGCUCGCUUAGAGCGGGAGUAUCCCAUGCAAGCGAUUGAGGCUGUACAGUUCGAAUCUCUAUUCGACAAGCGACUGCAGAUGUACGAUGUCGACCAGGAGAUGGUCAGGGACGAAGAGCACGAACAACAGGAAGCCAUCAAGCGGCUGCAGGAUGCAAAUGCAGCGUUUGUGAAUGCUCGCCGGGGCGACCAAUCGACAAAGCAACGCGAGCAGGCUUUGCAGAGCCUCGAAAAUGCUUACUUCAAGUACAAAGAGAUAAUAUCGAACCUCGACGUGGGACGGAAGUUCUACAAUGACCUCGCCAAGAUCGUCAACAGAUUCAGGGACGACUGUCGAAGCUUCGCGUACCAGCGCAAGCAGGAAGCAUCUCAGUAUGAAAGCGAUAUCGCCACUGCAAUGAGCUCUCUCAACCUGCAACAAGCGAAUUCGAGCUCACUGCAGCAGCAACGUGAGGUAGACGCCCAGGACCCACAGUACGGAGCGAAUGCACAUGCAGAGGAGCCAUUGACGGCGCCUACGCCGACACGAGCGAGCGUAGCACCGCCGAACCCAGGAAUGUGGACGCCGGAGGUUGGCAUCCGUUUUGCGGGAGUGCCAACAGCCUCGGGCAACGGUCGACCAGCGAAUGGGCCUCCGCAAGAUGGACGGUGGGAUCCCACGCAGGGCCUGAAGUUUGCAUAGAAGGGCGAUCAGGUGGGAUGUCGGGAGAUCUGGUCAGCAAGGAACGCAUGAGCGUCUUACAAGGCAUGGUAGAUAGAUAUAUUUCUGGCUAGUACAUAGUUAAUCUAGAGAUUGAAUGGAUGACAUUUC